Dromiciops gliroides (monito del monte) is the source of this 2893-nucleotide messenger RNA. RefSeq names its product keratin 222 (gene KRT222). The record is from RefSeq and is a predicted model, not a curated record. The transcript has 6 exons. Gene Ontology annotation, molecular function: structural molecule activity. The coding region runs from base 164 to 1021 and encodes 285 amino acids. Lineage: Eukaryota; Metazoa; Chordata; Mammalia; Microbiotheria; Microbiotheriidae.
AAGCCCAGAAAUUCCGCUCCUCUGAAAAAAGGGAGCACUGCUACUUUAAAGUUCUGCUGGGUUCUUUCUGUCUGUGCUCCCAUUGCAGGCAGAGCAGACUGCAGCGGCUGGCUCAUCCUAUCGAUAAGGUUCAGUUAGAGCCAAGGUGGAGGAUGGGAAAGGAAUGGAGCUGUCCCAGCUCCUCAAUGAGAUCAGGGCAAACUAUGAAAGGCUGCUCAGCAGAAAUCAGAUAGAGACCGUGCUCUCAACGAGACUCCAGCUAGAAGAAGAUUUAAGCAAGAAAAUGGACAAAGAUGAAGAAGCUCUAAAGGCAGCCCGAGCAGAACUCAAAGAGGCCCGCCGCCAGUGGCACCAUCUGCAAGUGGAAAUUGAAUCUCUCCAUGCUGUGGAAAGGGGCCUGGAAAAUUCACUACAAGAAUCCGAGCAACAUUACCAGAUGCAACUUCAAGACCUGGAGGCUGUGAUUGAAGGUCUGGAGAAAGAACUGGCAGAAGUGAGACGAGGCAUCGAAAAGCAGCUCAGAGAGCAUGAGAUGCUACUCAACACGAAGAUGAGGCUAGAACAAGAGAUAGCGACUUAUCGCCGCCUUCUGGAAAAAGAAGAAAUCAGAUAUUACGGUUCUAUUCAAUCUGGAAAAGAAGAUAUAAAGCCUACCACAAGUCGAGUAGGCUUUAUCUUACCUCCAGAGGUCAUACACAAACGUGACAAAGAAAAGGUAGAAACGGUGACCAGACAGGCCAUCUUAAAUGGAAACGUUGUGAAGGAAAGUACUGAAGCUCAUGGGACUAUACAGACAGAAAGAGUGGAUGAAGUUAUUAAAGAAUGGGAAGGUUCUUUCUUUAAAGAUAACCCACGGUUAAGAAAAAAAUCUGUUUCUCUAAGAUUCGAUCUACACUUAGCAGCCACAGAUGAAGGAUGCUUACAGACUAAACAGGAUAAUCUACCCGACAUAGAGGUCAGGCUCAUUAUGCGGAGGUCAUGCAGCAUCCCCUCUAUCAAACCUUCCACAGAUGCUAAUUAAUCCAAAGACUGUAUUCAAUGGGAUUUGAAAAUAACAUCCAGAUGAAUCUAGAUGGGCCACACUGUCUCCUCUGUGUCCCCAAGUGUUAUCAAAAGGAAAUGUUAUUAAAUCAUUGUGUUAACACAUAUAAUGAACAUGCAGUUCUCUUUGAAAGAGAAAAGGAUGAGGGAAUAAGUUUUUCAAAAUCCAACAUCUAAUAGUUAUUUUUUGAGGUGAGUUUUUUUUAAUUGAUAGAUACUACUUAUUUUGUUUUAUUUACUUUCCAAUUAUUUUUUUCUCCCCCAAUCCCACUUCCACUCACACAUACAAGGGUUUUAAGAAUCAAGAUGUCUCAGUCAAACCUUACAUUUUCACCCAAAAUUGCUUUAAAAUGUUUGAACUCUUUGUUUUGACCAAGAUAAUUCAACACUUUUUUCCUAAUCAGUGUUAUAAGAGCAGCAAUAACCAUUUUAUUCAUAGUCAAAAAAUUUUGAAAAAGGACUUUCUUUUUUUAAUCCCAACCGAUGACCAGCCAUUAUAUAUCUGAACCCUGUUUUCUAUCUACCAAAAAAACAUACAUUAUUCACCUGGCCAGUGAUUUUUCUUUGGGAUCAGCUGGAUAUGUAUAAAAGAAAACAACCCACCCCAUUUUAGUUAUUUUUCACAAGCAGCUUUGUCCAAGAACACACCUUAAUCCUAGUUCUACAGUUAAAUAAUAGUAAUCUACACCUGCAAGUUUUGGUCUUUGUUGUCUUUCAGACUUCCAAAGAAAAGUCAUAACCCACAAAGCACCAUAUUCAGUGUGUUGACAACAGAAUUUAUAGCCUCCACCAAAAAAAGAUAAGAAAAAAAAAUGAAGAAAUGGUUGCUAUAGUUACCAGAAGUAGUUAAAAAAAGAACACAAAUAGUAACCUAAAAGCUCACCACCAGUUUUUCCCUCUACAAAAUUAAAAGCAAGUAAUGUGAAUGUCUGAUAAGUGCCUCAAGUUGGGUACUUGACAGGGUAAAAUACUUUCAUAACAUGUUCUUGACUCAUCUGUAGAUAUCAAGAUAUAUCUUAUCGUUAAGUCAAGCUAAGAGUUCUAUGCAAGAUGGUUAAAUUCAGAAAUUGUUUAAACUAUAAAAACACAAGCAAGAAAAUAUAUCCAUGAGGAAUAUCCCUUUAAAAAAAAAACUUGCUUAAUAGAGUUUAUUUUCAGGGCGUCAAACAUUGAAAACCAUUUGCAUUAAUGGCCUACUCAGUGGUUUCCAAUCAACAAUCAUGGUUGAAUUCAACUGGCCAUAUUUCUCCAAUCAAUGGAUCACCAUUUAAGGGCUACAGAUUUGUCAGCAUUUUAGUAAAGCCUUUAUAGUAUUUCCCAUUUCUAAUUCAAACUUGAAAACACACAUUUUAGCUAGGUUAAAAAUGUAUCUUUCACAUGCUAAUACAGGGAUAUUAGAAAUGUUUAAUUUCUUCUUUCAAUCAAUCUAGAUUUUUGCAACUUUAGCUUCUUCCAUUUGGUUAAAAGGGAUAUUUCAUUUUUGCUGAGAACACAACAGCCAGUUAAAUGUUUACCAGUUUAUCAGUAAUUGACCUAAACCUGCAGCUGUAUAUGCCGGUGUCUUCCUUCUGUUUUGUUUUUUUUAAUGUAGUUAUUGAGGUCUCUGUUCUAUAGCCAUUGUAUUACUAAGCAACAAAAAAUCAUCAUAAGCUAUGUAUCUAGUGAAAUCUCUGUUCAGUGCCCUUGGCAUCGUGAAUGUCCUUAGUAACUCUACUAUGCAGCAUUCUGUGCUUAUAACAUGUACAUUUUAAAAUACUUGAAUUUGUAACAAAGUUUGACUUGCUUGGAGGCCUUUUAAACUGGAAUGUGAAUUUACCAAAGUAAGUGAUACCACUACAAUAAAGAUGGUGUA